This is a messenger RNA of Colletotrichum karsti, 1128 nucleotides long. RefSeq lists its product as uncharacterized. The coding region runs from base 1 to 1128 and encodes 375 amino acids. The transcript has a single exon. Lineage: Eukaryota; Fungi; Ascomycota; Sordariomycetes; Glomerellales; Glomerellaceae. The record is from RefSeq and is a predicted model, not a curated record.
AUGAAACUCACGGGACUGGGCGUUUCGGCCGCUGUUCUCCUGGGCUUGUCCUUUGGAGCGCUGGGAUGUAAUACCGACGAUGACUGCAGUCUGAACGGCAUCUGCUCUUCGGGCGGAUCUUGUGCCUGUGACCCAGGUUGGAGAUCAGCCGACUGCAGUGAGCUGGACUUGCAACCUGUGGAGCGAUGGACCGGGUACAAUCAUACGAACGCAACCGGCACCGACUUUUACAAAGAAGGCGCUGGUAACUCAUCCUGGGGCGGCCACAUCAUCCAUGAUCGCUCGGACAAGGGCCUCUUUCAUCUCAUCAUCUCGCAGAUGUCCCAUGGCUGUGGGCUGGCAGGUUGGAGACCGUUUAGCACAGUCAUCAGAGCCGAGUCCCGGACUGGUCCUCGAGGGCCUUAUAACUACGCUCAAACGCUGUUCAGCACCUUCCAUCACAACCCAACGACGAUCUGGAGCCCCGCCGAUGAGAAGUUCCUUAUAUACUUCAUCGGGAAAGAUGUCGAAGUCGGUGACGUCUGUCGAUCGCAGAAGUGGAACAACACGAUUUCAGUUUCGAGCUCGCCGGACCUGAAGGAAUGGACAGAGCCGAUACCACAAGUCAUCAAUGUGACCAAUCCAGCACCGUGGCCACUGUGGUCCCCAGAGAACCCCACGAAAGAGAUCCUAUUGGCGGUUGAAAAGAACAACAUCUAUCACGCUGACAAUUUUUCCGCACCACACGUGUUGACCGUGGAACCACGCAACACCGAGAGGAGCGAGGACCCUUUUCUUUGGAGAGACAAGCGUGGCCAUUGGCAUAUUCUUGUCCACCACAUGAUCGACAUUGCCGAAGGAAGGAAAGGGCCCAGGGUUGGAGCACAUGCGUUCGCUCGGAAAUGGGAGGGUCCUUGGACUUACAACAAUAACACUUUGGCAUACAACACCACCGUUGAGUUUACCGAUGGAGUCAAGUUGGACUACUACCGUCGGGAGAGACCAAAGCUGUACUUCAGUGAGGAUGGCAACAUGACCCCGCUCUACUUGCUGAAUGGCGUGCAAGAGUUCAACAAGUCUGGCAGUUACACGUUGAUCCAGCCUAUUGGGAAGCAGGCGGCGGCGUACGAAGAAGCCCUCGGCUUUUGA